This is a messenger RNA of Hydractinia symbiolongicarpus, 1881 nucleotides long. RefSeq lists its product as uncharacterized. NCBI's taxonomy places the organism in Eukaryota, Metazoa, Cnidaria, Hydrozoa, Anthoathecata, Hydractiniidae. Bases 114 to 1085 code for a protein of 323 amino acids. The record is from RefSeq and is a predicted model, not a curated record. The transcript is spliced from 4 exons.
AAGAUAAUCGUCGGUAUGUUGUCGUUGUACUUGGUUUAAAAGCUUUGUUGAUACGAGAUCACAUGUUAUUUUUGCUAUCUGCUUGGGUUUUUUUUAGUAAGUAAAAUAAAUGGAUGAUGAAUCUGAGAAAAAAAACAACAACGAAACGCAAGGAGAACCAAUCAAAAGUACCAAUGGUUCAACAAUAUAAAAAACGUUAUGUGUCAAAAACAUCCCGCGUUCAGUGUCCGACAUGUUGUCAACAGUUCGCCAAACGUAGCUUGAGACGCCAUAUUGAAAGAUUCCAUAUAGAGAUAAUGGAUAGCGUAACACGUGGAAAUAUCACGUGUUUAGAUUGCAAUCAAAAAUUUUCACGUGAAAAGGCUUUGCGGGUGCACUUGAGUAAGCAUCAUAGCAUGACAUUUAAAGAAGAAAAAUUUUAUUUUGAUGAUUAUGAUGAAUUUAACGCUUGGAAAGCUGCAAUCGAGAAGAAAACGAAUAGCCAAUACUAUCAGUGGUCUGGUCCAAGUUAUAUCAAUUCUAAACGUCGGUGUCAAUAUAGUUGUAACCGCACCGGUUAUUUUAAAAGUCGGAAAACAGUUGCUGGCCGAAAGAGUAGAAGUUCAGGCAAGAUGGACAGACAUUGCACAAGCAACAUCGUAGUUGUUGAAGAAAGGGGGACUUUGCAAGUGACCUACAUUGGCACUCAUUAUGGACAUGAGGAUUCAAAAACAAAGAGUAAGUCGAAAAGAUCCAACAAGAAUUCAACUGCUCCAAUGGAGACACGAAAAAGAAAUGUUAUGGAGUAUGUUCCACGUGGAUCCAAAGGAGCAGUACAAGACAGAAUUGUGGCUGUGUUGCAGCGUUUAAUAAACAAUGUUAACGAAUGUGACUCCCCCCAACUUCUUGAAUCAUUCGAAAAGGUUGUAAGAGGAGCAGAAAUGACAUUUGAUAUGUUAUUAACUUGUUUAAAUUUCACUGCUAACCAAAAAGCAGGAAAUAGUAGCAGUGAAACAGAAGGGGAGGAGAGUGCAACUGUUCGAGAAAGACUUCAGAAUAUUUUAGAUGAUCUUCAUGCAAAUCAAUUGAUGUUUGGAAGUAUUUAAGACAAAGCAGCGGAAAAAAAUCAUACUGAGUAAAAGUCGUUUACACAUUGAGACUACACCUUGUAAGCAUAGUGUAUUUUGAGCCUCGCGUCGAUAUGCUUUUUCCAUCAGUUCAAACUCAUUUUAAAAUCUUCUCUUGUUACUUUUUACCUGCACAUUUUACCAAGUUUUUAUUCCAUUAUUUCUAAUGUUUUAUAUAUUUUUUUCAAGCUCAUCUGUCUUUCACACUUAGUUCAAUUACUGUCGCUUCUUUUUUUUAGUUUUUAGUACUUUUUUUAUGAGAAGAAUGUUUGUAAGAAACGCAAGACCCAAAUUAUUAAAAACAUAAAUAGGCUGUUGUUUUCACCUCAUAAGUCAUAUUUGCUUUUCUGUACUUUAAAUACGCUUCUGAUCGAGCCUUGAUGAUUUACUACUUUUAGUUUAGAUUGUAAAAUCGUGGAUAUCAUGAAGUGAACAUGAUAUAACGAAGCUUUUCGAUAUCCUUAAUACUAAAAUUUUCUUUCAAAAACGUUUAAAAAACUAGAAAAGACUUUUACCAAUGAUAAUUUUAAUGAAACAUGGUAUUUUUGUCUUUUCACGCUUUUGACGUUUAACCAUUCUGGCGAUAUAAUGAGAGAUAUGUGCGUCUUAGACCCAAACAGUCCCUAUAACCUCUACACCCAAAAGGGUUAGGAAAAAAUUAAGACACAAAGUGUAUUUUUUUUAUUAUAAAAAUGUGCCCCUCGUGUGUUGUAGAUGAGUCAAAAAGUGUAUAUAUUUACUAAUUAAUUUCCAUGAAAUAAAAUUUUAUCGAUGA